UGGCCCCGCCCCUCCGCGGGCACUGACUCCGGCUUGGGUCUCCUAUCUCACUCCCCCCGGCACCCGUGAACCCCAGCGCUGCUAAGCCUCGGACGGACUCACUUCUCCCCACCGUUGGGCAGGUCCUUGCUCUGGUGCUGGUGGCCGCCUUGUGGGGUGGCACGCAGCCGCUGCUGAAGCGGGCCUCCGCCGGCCUGCAGCAAGUGCAUGAGCAGACGUGGGCCCGGCAGCUGCUGCAGGAGAUGAAGACUCUCUUCUUGAAUACUGAGUAUCUGAUGCCCUUUCUACUCAACCAGAGUGGCUCCCUUCUCUACUACCUGACCUUGGCAUCAACAGAUCUGACUUUAGCUGUGCCCAUCUGUAACUCUCUGGCCAUGGUCUUCACACUGAUUGUUGGGAAGAUCCUUGGAGAAGAUGUUGGUGGAAAACAGGCAGUGGCUGGCAUGGUACUCGCCAUCACAGGGGUCACACUUUGCAUCACAAGCUCGGUGACCAAGACCCAGGGCCAACCCUGACGUUCAGUUCUACUGUGUUGUGCUGUGUUCAGCAGACUCCAGGCACUGAGGUGCACCGGGGGGAUACACCAGCUUGGCUCGCUAAGCUUAGCCCCCUCAUCUCUCGGAUCACAUCUACCUCAGGGUCCAGAGUUCCACGACAGCCAAGGAAGGCUACAUGGAGAAACCCUGUCUCAAAAAAACCAAAAAGAAGAAAAAAAGAAAAAGGACCAAGGACCAGCCCUGGGAUGGUUUUGUAAUCUCUGGUGGGUUCAGCUGUUGUUGAGAUUUAGCACUGGAGCCAGGAGUCGUGGCACAUACCUUUAAUUCCAUCAAUCAAAGGCAGCUACACAGAGAAGCCUUGCAUGAGAGAGAAGGAGAGGAAGAGAUUUCACACUGGAGACUUUUACACACACCCCAGCAGCCCCUGCCCAGCAGCUGUCUGUUACUGCCCUGCUCUAGUCCACAUAGCCUCAGCUGUGUGGAAAGGGCUGGCUGCAGUCUCUGAACCAGGUUGUGUCUGGAGAGCUCCACAGCCUCGUUACUGGGCAUUACUCAGGGAGAGUGGUUACAUUAGAAUGGCAGAUGGAAGAAAAAUGAGCUGGCCCUGGGCAAAAAUGCUCAACUUCCAGUUCCUCGCUGCAAACACCUGGCCAGCAGCAGCUUUCAAUAAAUCUGCAGCAAACAAAGCUUA
Molecule: messenger RNA, 1188 nt
Organism: Arvicola amphibius (Eurasian water vole)
Lineage: Eukaryota; Metazoa; Chordata; Mammalia; Rodentia; Cricetidae
Gene: Tmem234
Product: transmembrane protein 234
Exons: 5
Coding region: 243-515 (90 amino acids)
Source: RefSeq, a predicted model, not a curated record